AUGUACGACGAGUCGUUCAUAUCAAAAUGUCUUCUGUACGGCACCGCAUUCCACCUCUGGAGCACCUUCGUGCUGAUACGAUUUGAUGAUGACAUCGACGAUGCUGAUAUACCUCCUGUGACCAACCCGGAUGGGAUAGCCCCACGCCAAACCUCCUUGGAAAGCGGCAAAAUAACCGGGAAAGAGGUCGAAAAUGAGGGAGCGCUGUUCAUACCGCUUGGCUGGUCUCGUUUGCAACAAGGCGAGCUGUACACUACAUCAGAUCCAGAAUGGCAAGAAUUUGUGAAGUUAUCCAAGGAUCGGAAGAAGCUUGAGAAGCUUAGGGGUGAGGAAUCGAUACAAUCCCUGCUCAAGAUCACGCGCUUACAAAUGUCACAGAUACUUGGAGAGCCUCUCUCCCUCACGGGAUUCUGGCUUGUCCAUCAGUUUCCAAACCGUGCCCCUCCGGGAUAUGUGCGAUCGGGGGUGGAGAUCAAAGACGACAGUAUAUCGUGGGUCGCGAAGCCGAUGGACCCCGAAAUAGGUGACAGGUUACAGACCUUCAUGAAACCAAUUCAUGUUGCUCUAGCAAUCAGAGAUGCGUAUCUGGUACUAUUACUAAGGCAACUGGAUCGUUUCAGGAAACCUGCAGGGGAGCCGCUGAAUGCCUUUGAUUUGAAUGAUUUUUCUGCCGCGCCCGGUGACGAAAGAGGGGACUGGAUUGGCCAAAAGGAUCAAUCUAAGCUACAACCACCUCUGAGCGACGGGCUCAAAGAAAAUAUGCCGCCUAAUACCGAGAACUCCAACUACCACCCAUCCUCCCUCAUAUCUUUAUUACAGCGGCUACCGUUACCAGACCUCGGCCCGGGCUCGGAUCUGCACUUGGCAUCACAGGCAUUCAGAUUACGCUUGAACCAUGAACGGGCUCAAAGUCCAGGGUCUGCUCGCCGUGGAGCCUUCUUUAUCACGGGUCCAGUUGGGUUGAAGGGACCUAAUGGGUUUUGUCGAUUUGAGGUGAAAGGCGAGUAUGAUCCUGCCAAACGUGAAUGGCGAACAGUGGAAAUGACACUCAAGGAUCUGAACAUGAGGAGACAGAAGGCAUUAGGAGGUUGA
Messenger RNA from Penicillium mononematosum, 1092 nucleotides. RefSeq lists its product as uncharacterized. The transcript is spliced from 4 exons. The coding region runs from base 1 to 1092 and encodes 363 amino acids. Lineage: Eukaryota; Fungi; Ascomycota; Eurotiomycetes; Eurotiales; Aspergillaceae. The record is from RefSeq and is a predicted model, not a curated record.